AAAAAGUGUCAUGUAUAAGGGUGGCAGGAGCACGGAGCAUCCUUGCCGGAGUCCCUUGCCCUUGCCCCCGCCCCGCGCUCUCGUUGGGGGGCGGGACCUUUCUGCGGGCACCCGAGGCUCCCCGGAGCGCGAGUUCCUCUGCCUGCCUGUUUCAGUUCGGUUCGUUAGGAAAGUAUAUCCGUUGCUUUCUGGGACUUUCCCCAGCUUCCAGAGCAGAAAUCGGAAUUUCCCAAAUCCCCUGGAAUCCUGAAUUCACACUGUUCACAGCGGAUGUCCGCAGCCUCGGACAAGUGUGGCCGCGCAGGUUCCAAGGGGACAGGCCAGUCCAGCGGCCUGGGAGGAAGAAGGCACAGUCCUGAGAACGCUGAGCUCUCUAAGGUUCUGCUCCUUCUGAGUCUGGUUUUCAGCACUCUCUUUGGAAGGCUGAUCUUCUGGUGCACAUCAUGUCCACUUUUGAAGAUGCCGACACAGAAGAGACAGUAACUUGUCUCCACAUGACUGUUUAUCACCCUGGCCAGUUGCAAAGUGGAAUAUUUCAAUCCAUAACAUUUUAUGAUAGAAAGAAAUUCCCCUCCACCGAAGUGAUAAAAUUUGGACGGAAUUCCAACAUCUGUCAUUAUGUUUUUCAGGACAAACAGGCUUCACGAAUUCAGUUUUCUCUGCAGCCAUUUAAACAAUUUAACAGCGCAGUUCUCUCCUUUGAAAUUAAAAAUAUGAGCAGGAAGACCAGUCUGAUUGUGGACAGCCAGGUGCUAGGCUACCUAAAUAAAAUGGACUUGCCCUACCGGUGCAUGAUCAGAUUCGGUGAGUAUCAGUUCCUGUUGGAGAAGGAAGAUGGAGAGUCACUGGAAUGGUUUGAGACACGAUUUCUUUUUUCUCCAAGACCGCUCUUGCAGGAAAACUGGCCAGCACAGACACCCAUACCUGAGAAUGGCAGCUGUUCAUCCUGUUCUACCCAAAGCCCUCUUCCUACAGAAAUGGAUGAAAAUGAAUUGUGAACUGAGGGUCUAAGAGGAGAAACAUGAAGGACGAAGAACAGAUUGGAGACAUUCUGCUUAUUAAAAGUUUAUUAGUUUAGUACAUCAUAGUCAUCUGUUAGGCUGCCAAGUUUGGGAUUUGUUAUUACCAUCGUGUUGUUACUCAUCGUCUUAGUCACCUGUUGCACUUCUGGAUCUAUGAAGAAUUAAGUGUACAUUAGUGAGGGUUAGUGUGUAAAAAUAUCCUUGUGAUGAAAUUGUGUUCUCAAAAUAAGAUCAUAUAUUUUCUUUUUCUUCUUGAUAUCGGUUGGAAUUUGCUUUUGUAAGGAAUUAUAUCUUGGUUUGGUCACAUCAUUUCACAGCUGCCAUUAAUUUUCAAGGUCAAAGCUCCAGGCAGGUUAUUAACUGGUGUCUAUAGCCUGUUAGUACUUGUAGAACCAGAGUACUGGAAUGAGUUCUAGAGUUCUGUCUGCACGUCAUUGUGGCUUAAAUAUAAGGAGAAACAAUACCUUGAUUUUUCUUUAUGGAAUUAUAUUCUGUUCCUAAGACAACAGUUCUCCUUAAUCUCCUGGUCUGUAUUUAUUAUCUAAAACUAAUAUUUAAACACUUUUAAAAACCACUGUUUAAAAUUACUUUCUUACCAAAGUUGAAGUUUGAUUUUUAUGUACUUUACAUAACUUUUCAAUUUCAUUUUUUUUUUUUUUUUGGUACCAGGGAUUGAACCCAGGGGCAGUUUAUUACUGAGCCAUAUCCCUAUCCCUUUUUAUCAUUUAUUUUGAGACAGGGUCUCACUAAGGUGCUUAGGGCCUCCCUAAAUUGCUGAUGCUAGUUUUGAACUCGUGAUCCUCCUGCCUCAACCUCCUGAGUCACAGGGAUUACAAGUGUGCCACAGCCCAAUUUAAAUUUCAAUUUUUAACAGCAUUCAUUAACAUAAUAAAAUCAAAGUUUAAUUCCUUAACCAUUUCUUUGAAACUUUUGAAAAAAGGGAAAUAAUUAUUCUUAGGAUGUUAUAUAUAAAUAAAUAUAUGUAAAUAUUUAUAAUAAAUGCUUAAACAUUUCUAAAAAUUUAGCUUCAAAUAAAGUUGUAUUUAUUUAAAACAUUCACAUUUCACUUCUUUUAGCUAAGUUAAAGUGAAUGUUACAUAAAUAAGAACCAUUUGAUUAAUUAGAUUCUAGCAUUAAGAAGUGAAAUUUCGGGGCUGGGAUUGUGGCUCAAUGGUAAAGCACAUGCCUUGCAAUUGUGAGGCACUGGGUUGGAUUCUUAGCACCACAUAUAAAUAAAUAAAAUAAAGGUCCAUUGACAACUAAAAAAAAAAAAAAAAAAAGAAGAAGAAAUGAAAUUUCCAGGUUAAUGAAAUGUCCUGCUAUAACAGGUCCAAUUUUGAAAAAAAUAAACAUAUUCCUGUAACAGCCUUUCUAAAAUAUUUUUAAUAAUAUUUUAAACUUUCUGGCCUCCUUCCAAUGAUUGUUAGCCCAAGUAACCUUCUGUUGUAUCAGACCAUCAGUUUCUCCUGACUAUAAAAGAUGAUGUCCAACACCUCGGCCCCUCCUCAGCCCUGGAACUAUUGCUGUAGAGAGAACUAUUUGUCCCUACUUAAAGUGGCCCAAAUAACUUUCAGUUCCUGUGUCCUGUUUUUUUUUUUUUUUUGCUUACUCCCUGUGGUAGACAGAGUAAUGGCUUGGCCCAAGAUGUGCAGAUGUCCAUGUGCUAACCUCUGAAACUGUGAAUGUGUUGUUAUGUAGCAAAUGGGAAUUAAGGCUGCAGAUGGAAUUAGGUUUGCUCAUCAGUUCACCUUAAAAUAGAGAGAUUGUCUUAGCUUAUUCUGGACCUAAUAAUUACAGGGUCCUUACAAAUAGGAGAGGCAGAGCAAGAUGUCAGAGUGAUGAAAUGUGAGGACUUGAUCUGCUGGUGCAGGAUUUGAAGAUGGAGGAAGGAGGCUGUGAGCCAACGAAUGCAGGUAGUCUCUAGAAGCUAGAAAUCAUGCACUUGAUAUCUAGAAGUUGAAAAAGGCAGAGAAACCUCUAGAAUGCAAUGAAAUCCUGUGGAUACCUUAAUUUUAGUCCAGUGAGAUUUGUGUUUGACUUCUUACAGAACUUGAAGAUGAUAAAUUUGUUGUGAACCAUUAAAUUGCAAUAAUUUGUUAUAGCAGCAAAUACUCUGACCUGAAGUUAUUUAUCUACUAUCUCUUCUAAUCACUAAGUUGCCUUUACUAUAUUAUCUUUUAAAAAAAAAAAUUUGGGGGGGGGUACCGAGGAUUGAACUUCAGAACACUGGGCCACUAAGCCACAUCCCCAGCCCUAUUUUGUAUUUUAUUUAGAGACAGGGUCUCACUGAGUUGCUUAGCGCCUUGCUCUUGCUGAGGCUGGCUUUGAACUCAUGAUCCUCCUGCCUCAGCCUUCCGAGCUGCUGGGAUUACAGGCAUGCACCACGGCGCUGGGCUUACUAUUUUAUCUUUUUCUGGGAUUGUAACUUCCUUUCUGAGGUGGAUUUACAAAGUAGGUCACCCAGGCUGUUAGAAUUAUUCAUAGUGCAAAUGAUCUUAUGGUACAAGCUGUCUCUAAGCAAAGUGUAUACACUCUAAUGUGUAGGUUAUAUAACAUUCAGCCAUUUUGAAAGAACUUUCCACUUGUUUCUUGUCUUUGAGGCUGAUGGCUGAAUGCUAAAAUACAAAGUUUUAAUAUUAAGAAAUUUCUGUAUCAUUGUUACUGAACCCAAAAAUGUGUUAGGAGAUACAUCCAGAAAAAAACCUUAUGUUCAUAUAAACUAGUUAAUGAUUUUUCCUAAUGUUUAACCUGCAAAAGAUUUGUUUGAUUUGAGAAAUACAAGCUUCAAUUUAAAAAAGUUUUUUUUUUCUUAAUAGAUUGGCAAAAGAGAGGGUUACUAAAUAGUAAUACUACUAUUCUCGAAAUAAUAGAAACUUUUCAUAGACCAAUUCUUUUAGUAGUAAUGGAGUAAUUGGUUAGUAUUAAAAUUGUUUUGAUUACAAAGCAUAAAAUCUCUGCCAGAGCUACCUGAGCACAAAUAGGGGUUGUUACAGGCAAGCUGAAGUACCUCACGGAACACAUGGAAGGAAACCAGCAAACCUUAGUCAGGAUUCAAAUGCCUGCAGCUCUGCCCCACAACUAAUAUCAGCUCCAUUCUCCUAAUACAUGGUGGCACAAGACCACACAUAACUCCAAGAUUUACAUGUUAUUGAUCAUUCAAAGAGAAACUGAUCUCCUUAUUCCAGUUCCAGGGAAAAGUCAGCUUGUUACCCCUCCACAACCAACUCUCCUUAGGUAACAUGGUCACAUAUAAUAGCUGCUCUGGUCAGUGACCAUGUGGGUAAAAAAAGCAUUUUCUAAACAAAACAAAACAAAAAACCAAAAGUGCCACAGUGGACUAGGUGGGGACAAACAAAAUAUUGAUAUUCUGCAGCUGAACUGUGAAAAUUUCAACAUAUACCUGAAAGACUCCUUUGUCCCUAGGAAUUGAAUUUUCUUGUGCCAAGUUGAGAGGUAUGUUAACUUGUGCCAGUGCUAUAGUAACUUUUCCUGAGUCUGUAGUUUCACGACAUGGUUGUGCCUUCCACUGGUGAAAUCUCAUGCCAUAUGAUUCUAUAACCAUUUUCUAGAAAAUUCUGUGUGUACUAUAUGAUGUCUGGAUUGACUAAUAGAAGCCUAACUUUUAGGCUUAUAUGAACAAUGGUAUUCAUUUCUAUGAAGGUAAGAUGGGAUAUGCAGUCACUUAAGCUGUACUUUAAAUUAUUUAUAUCUGUAGAAAAAUUAGCCAUACUCCUACUAACAGGAGAUAACUGUUAACAUUUUUGUGUGUAUAAGUGGUAGCUGCUUUCAUGUUACUUCAGGGCCCUUUUUGUCAGUCAACACUUGUUUAAUUAAUUCCUUGUAUUAAUUGUUUUGUGUUAAAAUAACUGUGGUUACUAUUUUAUUGUGUGGACCAUGAUUGAAACCAUCAGAGAGCUUAAAUUUCAGGUGUUGACCAAGGAUGAGAGCUAUGUAAAGUGUGAACUGGAAUUUAUUUGGCUUCUAAUUGCUUUGAGUUGUUCCAAAACCAAUCACUCAUUAUUCAACUAUUCAUUCUACAUGAAAAUAUUUACUUCUACCUCUUAAGUGAGGAAUUUAGGGUCAGGAGCUCUGAAGAAAAUUGGACAACAGUGAUUUCAGCUGUUUAUGGUCUCACUACUUUGUUACUGAUGGAAGGCUACAGGGAUAGAGAUGAACCAGUCUGGUACUGUUGACUGUCAUUGUUGUUUAAAAGCCAAAAAGAAAACUUCUGACUGUCAUGAUAAGGUACAACAAUGGAACUUCACUUUAGGUCAAAGUGUCUUUUUAUGACAGUAUCACUUUGGGUAUCUUUAAACAAUUUUUCAACACUCAGCUAAGCAAAUAAAACUCAAACUUCCCAGACCCCUUAAAAAAUAAUAUUGACCUAACUUCUACAGGAUGAAGUUAUAGUCUUGAGAGUGAGCUCUCAAUCAUACUGCCUCAAUUUAUCUAUUUCUCGUGUAACCUGACACUAGCUCAGGAUCCUUUUCUGAAAAAUAAGGAUUAAAAUAGUACUUCUCUCUAAGUGUCUCUGUUUAGAUCAGUUGCGUACACUUAUAUGGUCCCUUAUCAGUGUUCCACACAGCAUGUUAUUGUGAAUAGCACUGAGCACAGUUAGCUCCUUAUAUUUACAGUCACAUAUAAAAGAUUUCUGAACUACAGAGGAUGUUAGUGUAUAUUCACUCAUUUAAAUAAAUUGUAAUAAUAAAAAUAUUCAUAUUAAUAUUUUUCUACUUUAAUUUUAUUUUUACCUUUAAUAUUACCUAAGGAUAUAAGAAUUAGAUUCAGGAAAUCCAUUUCUUAGAUAAUUCUUGUGUGAUCUCACCAAUCAGAUAAUUAACUAGAGGGACCAAGAAAAUAAAUAUAGGAUACCAUUAA
Molecule: messenger RNA, 5900 nt
Organism: Marmota monax (woodchuck)
Lineage: Eukaryota; Metazoa; Chordata; Mammalia; Rodentia; Sciuridae
Gene: Tifa
Product: TRAF interacting protein with forkhead associated domain
Exons: 2
Coding region: 444-998 (184 amino acids)
Biological process (GO): canonical NF-kappaB signal transduction
Molecular function (GO): protein binding
Source: RefSeq, a predicted model, not a curated record